CUUUCCCAGACUGCGGGCAGGGCUCCCCGUCGCAGGGGGAGCUGCGGGAGGAGCUGGAGGACGCGAUGCGCGUUGCCGAGCGCUUCACCCGCCGCUACGACUCCCUGCUGGGGGCCCUGCAGGAGGAGCUGCUCAACAGCACGGCCCUGAUGCAGCAGCUCAGCGACCAGUUCGGGUGGGUCACACGGCUCGCCAACCUCACCCAGGGCACCGACGGGGCACUGCGAGUCACCACGGUUCUGUCCAAGGCCCCGAACCCCUCGGAUCCCUCGGCCCCCCCGGACACUCAGGUGACCGUUCAGCUCUUCGACUCGGAGCCGCUGUCGCUGACGGUUCCGGGGCACAUCCCAUGGGAUGAUCCCAAAUUCAUGGAGAUGGUGGCCGAGCAGGCACUCCGGCACUACAAGGAGAACGCCAUAGAGUAGCCGGGAGAUCCCGCAGCUCCGCAGCCCUUCCAGCCCCAUUCCAAGCGGGAAUUGUCGCCGUUGCUGUGCCUUCCCCCCUCCCUCCCUCUCCCUCCUGCUGCCGGGAAUCCCCUCCCGGGGGUCCCCAACCAGGCAAUAAAGGUAGAGUUGGAUCCUUG
This is a messenger RNA of Neopelma chrysocephalum (saffron-crested tyrant-manakin), 583 nucleotides long. Its product is annotated as clusterin-like. The transcript is spliced from 3 exons. Lineage: Eukaryota; Metazoa; Chordata; Aves; Passeriformes; Pipridae. The record is from RefSeq and is a predicted model, not a curated record. Bases 66 to 425 code for a protein of 119 amino acids.